Sapajus apella (tufted capuchin) is the source of this 3717-nucleotide messenger RNA. It is a transcript of the gene PCSK9, whose product is annotated as proprotein convertase subtilisin/kexin type 9. Gene Ontology annotation, molecular function: serine-type endopeptidase activity. Gene Ontology annotation, biological process: proteolysis. The record is from RefSeq and is a predicted model, not a curated record. The coding region runs from base 427 to 2502 and encodes 691 amino acids. NCBI's taxonomy places the organism in Eukaryota, Metazoa, Chordata, Mammalia, Primates, Cebidae. The transcript has 12 exons.
ACGCUGUUUGGGGAGGGCGAGGCCGAAACCUGAUCCUCCAGUCCGGGGGUUCCGUUAAUGUUUAAUCAGAUAGGAUCGUCCGAUGGGGCUCUGGUGGCGUGAUCUCCGCGCCCCAGGCUUCAAGCACCCACACCCCAGAUUUCUGCAGUGGCGUCGAGGCGCGCAGGGUUGCAGGUGGGUGUAGCCGCUCAGUUCAGGGUCUGAGCCUGGAGGAGUGAGCCAGGCAGUGAGACUGUCUUGGGCUGGGACGCGUCGUUGCAGCGCACAGCUCCCAGCCAGGACGUGGCGCGCCCCUUCGCACGCCCUGCCCCUGAACUCAAGCUUCUGCACAGUCCUCCCCGCCGCAAGGCACAAGGCGCCGCGGGCGUGGAUCGCGCACAGCUUCUAGGUCUCCUUGCCAGGACUGCAACCUCUCCUUUGGCCCUGAUGGGCACCGUCAGCUCCAGGCGGCUGUGGUGGUCGCUGCCACUGCUGCUGCUGCUGCUGCUCCUGGGCCCCUCAGGCGCCCGUGCGCAGGAGGACGACGACGGUGACUACGAGGAGCUGGUGCUAGCCUUGCGCUCCGAGGAGGACGGCCUGGCCGACGCGCUCCAGCACGGAGCCACCGCCACCUUCCACCGCUGCGCCAAGGACCCCUGGAGGCUGCCCGGCACCUAUGUGGUGGUGCUGAAGGAAGAGACCCACCGCUUGCAGACAGAGCGCACCGCCCGCCGCCUGCAGGCCCAAGCUGCCCGCCGGGGAUACCUCAUCAAGCUCCUGCAUGUCUUCCACGACCUUCUUCCUGGCUUCCUGGUGAAGAUGAGCCGCGACCUGCUGGAGCUGGCCCUGAGGUUGCCCCAUGUCUACUACAUCGAGGAGGACUCCUCUGUCUUUGCCCAGAGCAUCCCAUGGAACCUGGAGCGGAUUACCCCUGCGCGGUACCGGGCGGAUGAAUACCAGCCUCCCAAUGGAGGCAGCCUGGUAGAGGUGUAUCUCCUAGACACCAGCAUACAGAGCGGCCACCGGGAAAUUGAGGGCAGGGUCAUGGUCACUGACUUUGGGAGUGUGCCCGAGGAGGACGGGACCCGCUUCCACAGACAGGCCAGCAAGUGUGACAGCCACGGCACCCACCUGGCAGGGGUGGUCAGCGGCAGGGACGCUGGUGUGGCCAAGGGCGCCAGCCUACGCAGCCUACGCGUGCUCAACUGCCAAGGGAAGGGCACGGUCAGCAGCACCCUCAUAGGCCUGGAGUUUAUUUGGAAAAGCCAGUUGGUCCAGCCCGUGGGGCCGCUGGUGGUGCUGCUGCCCCUGGCGGGUGGGUACAGCCGGGUCCUCAACGCCGCCUGCCAGCGCCUGGCGAGGGCUGGGGUUGUGCUGGUCGCCGCUGCUGGCAACUUCCGGGAUGAUGCCUGCCUCUACUCCCCAGCCUCGGCUCCGGAGGUCAUCACAGUUGGGGCCACCAAUGCCCAGGACCAGCCAGUGACCCUGGGGACUUUGGGGACCAACUUUGGCCGCUGUGUGGACCUCUUUGCCCCAGGGGAGGACAUCAUUGGUGCCUCCAGCGACUGUAGCACCUGCUUUGUGUCUCGGAGUGGGACAUCACAGGCCGCUGCCCAUGUGGCUGGCAUUGCAGCUAUGAUGCUGUCUGCCGAGCCGGAGCUCACCCUGGCCGAGUUGAGGCAGAGACUGAUCCACUUCUCUGCCAAAGACGUCAUCAAUGAGGCCUGGUUCCCUGAGGACCAGCGGGUACUGACCCCCAACCUGGUGGCCGCCCUGCCCCCCAGCACCCAUGGGGCAGGUUGGCAGCUGUUUUGCAGGACUGUGUGGUCAGCGCACUCAGGGCCUACGCGGAUGGCCACAGCCAUGGCCCAGUGUGCCCAAGAUGAGGAGCUGCUGAGCUGCUCCAGUUUCUCCAGGAGUGGGAAGCGGCGGGGCGAGCGCAUCGAGGCCCAAGAGGGCAGGCAGGUCUGCCUGGCCCACAACGCUUUUGGGGGCGAGGGUGUCUACGCCAUUGCCAGGUGCUGCCUGCUACCCCAGGCCAACUGCAGCGUCCACACAGCUCCACCAGCUGGGGCCGGCAUGGGGACCCAUGCCCACUGCCACCAGCAGGGCCACGUCCUCACAGGCUGCAGCUCCCACUGGGAGGUAGAGGACCUUGGCACCCACAAGCCGCCUGUGCUGAGGCCAGGAGGUCAGCCCGACCAGUGCAUGGGCCACAGGGGGGCCAGCACCCACGCUUCCUGCUGCCAUGCCCCAGGUCUGGAAUGCAAAGUCAAGGAGCAUGGGCUCCCAGCCCCUCAGGAGCAGGUCACUGUGGCCUGCGAGGAGGGCUGGACCCUGACCGGCUGCAGUGCCCUCCCUGGGACCUCUCAUGUCCUGGGGGCCUAUGCCGUAGACGACACAUGUGUGGUCAGGAGCCGGGACGUCAGCACCACAGGCAGCACCAGUGAAGAGGCUGUGGCAGCCGUUGCCAUCUGCUGCCGGAGCCGGCACCUGGCGCAGGCCUCCCAGGAGCUCCAGUGACAGCCCCACCUCAGGACAGGUGCCUGGGGAGAGUCAGGGGCUGAGAUUUCAAAUGGUUCCGACUUGCCCCUACCUCAGCCUUCCAUGGCCUGGCCCGAGGGGGCGGGGAUACUUACACCUUCCUGGAGCUGCUGGCCUGGCCCUUGUGUGGGGCAGGCCCCUUGCCUGGAACUCACUCAUUCUGGAUGCCCCCUCCUCUGGUGGAGGUGCCAGGAAGCUUCCUCCCUCGCUGUGGAGCAUUUCACCAUUGAAACGGUGGAGCUGUGCUCAGGUUCUGCCAGCUGCUCCCAACAUGCCGACGCCUGUGGGCAGAAUGACUUUUAUUGAACUCUUGUUCCGUGCCAGGCAUUCAAUCCUCCAGUCUCCACCAAGAAGGCAGGAUUCUUCCCAUGGGAAGGGGAGGAGGUGGUAGGGGCUGCAGGGACAAGCAUUGUUGGGGGGUGAGUGCUCACUGUGGGGAAGCCCCUUAGGGCUCCCUGAUUAAUGGAGGCUCAGCUUUCUGGAUGGCAUCUAACCAGAGGCUGGCGACUGACGUGUCCCUGGUGGUCAUGGACUGUGCCUUGGUUUCCUGAGCCACCCUUACUCUGUUCUGUGCCAGCUUGUGCUAAUACCCAAGGGGUGGCCUGCAGGGAGCCAUCACCUCGACUGACUCUGCAGUGUGUAGUGGUGCACGUGCCGUCUCAGCCAACCCGCUCCACUACCCGGCAGAGUACACAUUUGCACCCCCACUUUACAGAGGAAGAAACCUGGAACCAGAGGGGGCAUGCCUGCCAAGCACACAGCCAGGAAGUGAGCUGGAAAACCCAGACUGCACUGGCUCUGAAGCCAAGCCUCUUCUUACUUUACCUGGCUGGGCACCUCAUUUGUACAGGUAACAGUGAGGCUGGGAAGGGGAACGCAGACCAGGAAGCUCGGUGAGUGAUGCCUGCAGGCACGGCACUUUUCCCGUUAUCACCUCGACCUGAUUCACUGUGGCCUGGUGGAGAAGCUUCUAAGGGAUGGGGCGGGCGGAGAGAGACAACGGUCCCUCCUUGAGCACCAGCCCCCCCAGGCAGGCAGACAUUUAUCUUUUGGGCCUGUCCUCUCUGUUGCCAUUUUACAGCCAGCUUUUCUAGACCUGUUUUGCUUUUGUAACUUGAAGUUAUUUAUUCUGGGUUUUGUAGCAUUUUUAUUACUAUGGUGACUUUUUAAAAUAAAAAACCAACUUUGUCCUGA